Molecule: messenger RNA, 612 nt
Organism: Aspergillus terreus NIH2624
Lineage: Eukaryota; Fungi; Ascomycota; Eurotiomycetes; Eurotiales; Aspergillaceae
Gene: pst2
Product: putative NADH-quinone oxidoreductase Pst2
Exons: 3
Coding region: 1-612 (203 amino acids)
Molecular function (GO): NAD(P)H dehydrogenase (quinone) activity; FMN binding
Source: RefSeq, a predicted model, not a curated record
AUGGCUCCCAAGGUCGCUAUCGUCUUCUACUCCAUGUACGGCCACAUCCUCAAGCUGGCCGAGGCUGAGAAGGAGGGUAUCGAGGCCGCCGGCGGUAAGGCCGACCUCUACCAGAUUGAGGAGACUCUUCCUCAGGAGGUCCUCGACAAGAUGCACGCCCCCGCCAAGUCCAGCUACCCCGUCGCCCAGGCCGACACCCUGAAGGACUACGAUGCCGUGCUCUUCGGUAUCCCCACUCGCUACGGUAACUUCCCCGCCCAGUGGAAGGCCUUCUGGGACCGCACCGGUGGCAUCUGGGCCUCUGGUGGCUACUGGGGCAAGUACGCCGGUCUCUUCGUCUCCACCGGCACUCUCGGUGGUGGCCAGGAGUCCACCGCCAUUGCUGCCAUGAGCACCCUCGCCCACCACGGCUUCAUCUACGUGCCUCUCGGCUACAAGACCGUCUUCCCUCUCCUUGCCAACCUGGAGGAGAUCCACGGUGGCAGCGCCUGGGGUGCUGGUACCUUUGCUGGUGCCGACGGCUCCCGUCAGCCCACGAAGCUCGAGCUUGAGAUCGCCAAGGAGCAGGGCAAGGCCUUCUACGAGCACGUUUCCAAGGUCAGCUUCGCUUGA